GAGCCGCGACCGCCGCGGCCCCGCGGCGGCAGGUGUGGAUGGGCGCGGCGGAGGUGCGGAGGAGACUGAGGUGCGGGGAUGUCCACUCCCGCCUGCGCUCGCCCGGGGCCCGGGCUUGGGGGCGGGGAGCGCCUCCCCGGAGGAGCUCCGAGAGCUGCUUCGACCUGCGCACAACUUGGGGCGCGGCCCGGGCGCGCAGGUUCCACGUCCGGCGCCGGGAGGAGAAAGGCGCGCGUCCCCGGCCGCGGCGCCCGCGUGGACCCCAACGGUGAGGCGGCGGCCGGGGGGCGGCCGGGGGGCGGCCGGGGCUGGAGGGUGGGCGGCGCCUCCGCCCUCCGCGUCGACCGGCGGAGACAGAGACAGGAGCGACAGCAACGCAAGAUGGCAGCCACCACGGGCUCGGGAGUAAAAGUCCCUCGCAACUUUCGACUGUUGGAAGAACUGGAAGAAGGCCAGAAAGGAGUAGGAGAUGGCACAGUUAGCUGGGGUCUAGAAGAUGACGAAGACAUGACACUUACAAGAUGGACAGGGAUGAUAAUUGGGCCUCCGAGAACAAUUUAUGAAAACCAAAUAUACAGCCUUAAAAUAGAAUGUGGACCUAAAUACCCAGAAGCACCCCCCUUUGUAAGAUUUGUAACAAAAAUUAAUAUUAAUGGAGUGGUGGACCCAAGAGCCAUAUCAGUGCUAGCAAAAUGGCAGAAUUCAUAUAGCAUCAAAGUCGUCCUGCAAGAGCUCCGGCACCUAAUGAUGUCUAAAGAAAACAUGAAACUCCCUCAGCAGGGGCGCCUGGGUGGCGCAGUCGGUUAAGCGUCCGACUUCAGCCAGGUCACGAUCUCGCGGUCCGUGAGUUCGAGCCCCGCGUCAGGCUCUGGGCUGAUGGCUUGGAGCCUGGAGCCUGUUUCCGGUUCUGUGUCUCCCUCUCUCUCUGCCCCUCCCCCGUUCAUGCUCUGUCUCUCUCUGUCCCAAAAAUAAAUAAAAACGUUGAAAAAAAAAUUAAAAAAAAAAAAAAGA
This is a messenger RNA of Acinonyx jubatus (cheetah), 1011 nucleotides long. Its product is annotated as ubiquitin-conjugating enzyme E2 variant 1-like. Gene Ontology annotation, cellular component: nucleus. Gene Ontology annotation, biological process: DNA damage tolerance; protein K63-linked ubiquitination. The transcript is spliced from 2 exons. The record is from RefSeq and is a predicted model, not a curated record. Lineage: Eukaryota; Metazoa; Chordata; Mammalia; Carnivora; Felidae. Bases 79 to 807 code for a protein of 242 amino acids.